Molecule: messenger RNA, 2181 nt
Organism: Triticum dicoccoides
Lineage: Eukaryota; Viridiplantae; Streptophyta; Magnoliopsida; Poales; Poaceae
Product: L-type lectin-domain containing receptor kinase SIT2-like
Exons: 1
Coding region: 14-2056 (680 amino acids)
Biological process (GO): protein phosphorylation
Molecular function (GO): ATP binding; carbohydrate binding; protein kinase activity
Source: RefSeq, a predicted model, not a curated record
GUGAGAAAAGAGAAUGGCGGCAUCCGGUGCUGCUUUGUGCCUCUCCGUUGUCCUGCUCCUCGUCGCCGUCUGCUGCCGCUCCGACGUCGACUUCAUCUACCAGGGCUUCCAGCACGCGCCCAACCUGAGCCUGGACGGGUCGGCGUCGGUGCUGCGCGGCGGCGCGCUCCAGCUCACCAACGGCAGCGAGCGCCUCGUCGGCCACGCCUUCUACGGCUCCCCCGUGGCUCUGGGCACGCUCGACAACCAGGGAGACCUCGCGGUCACCUCCUUCAGCACGGCCUUCGUCUUCGACAUCGUGACCAUCGGCACCGGCGGCGGCCACGGCCUCGCCUUCGUGGUGGCCCCGUCCAGGGCGCUCCCCGGGGCGUCGCCGGAGAUCUACCUCGGCGUCCUCGGGCCGACCACCAACGGAAAGGCCUCCAACCACGUCUUCGCCGUCGAGUUCGACACGGUCACCGACCUGGAGAUGAAGGAGACCAACGGCAACCACGUCGGCGUCGACGUCAACAGCCUCGUGUCCAACGUGUCCGAGCAGGCCGCGUACUACACCACCGGCGCCGACGGGGAGGACAGGAAGAUGCCCGUGAAGCUGGAGAGCGCACAGCAGAUCCAGGCGUGGAUAGACUACGACGGCGGUACCAGCUUGCUCAACGUGACCGUCGCCCCGGUGUCCGUGACUGACCGACCGCAGCGGCCGCUCAUAUCGACAAAGCUUGAUCUCCGGUCGGUCUUCAAGGAGAACAUGUACAUCGGCUUUUCUUCAGCGACCGGGAAGCUCGCGAGCUCGCACUACAUCCUGGCAUGGAGUUUCCGGACUAAUGGGCUCGCCCAGCCCAUUGAUCUCCGGCGGCUGCCGAAGGUCCCGAGGCAGAGAACGCCGGCUCCCAAGGUCCUCAUCAUCAAAUUUGCCGCCGUGGCUUGUGCAGGGACACUCGCUUUGGUUGCCGCGGCGAUGGUUACUGCGCUCUGGCUCCGGCAUAGGGCGGCGCUCGCCGACAAGAUGGAGGACUGGGAGCUAGAACACCCCCAGAGGAUUCCAUACAUCGAGCUCUACAAGGCGACCAAGGGGUUCAAGGAGAGCGGGCUUCUCGGCUCGGGUGGUUUCGGCCACGUGUACAAAGGUGUGCUCGGACGUCGUCGGUCCGGCUCCGGCUCCGGCUCCGCGUCCGGCGAGGAGGUGGCCAUCAAGCGGAUCUCCAGCGGCACCAAGCAAGGGAUGAGGGAGUUCGUGGCGGAGAUCUCGAGCCUCGGGCGGAUGCGCCACCGUAACCUGGUGGAGCUGCGCGGGUGGUGCAAGCAUGGCGAUGACCUGCUCCUCGUCUACGAGUUCAUGCCCAACGGCAGCCUCGACGCGCACCUGUUCGGCGGGGGCAAGGUGCUCACGUGGGCGCAGCGGCUCAGCGUCAUCCGGGGCGUGGCGCGCGGCCUGCUGUACCUGCACGAGGAGUGGGAGCACGUGGUGGUGCACCGCGACGUGAAGGCUAACAACGUGCUGCUGGGCGCCGACAUGGGCGCGCGGCUGGGCGACUUCGGCCUGGCACGCCUCUACGAGCACGGCGCGGCCCCGGGCACCACGCGCGUGGCCGGCACCCUGGGGUACAUGGCCCCCGAGCUCACCGUGACCAGCCGAGCCACCACGGCCACCGACGUCUUCUCCUUCGGCGCGCUGCUGCUCGAGGUCGCGUGCGGCCGCCGGCCCGUCGAGCCGGGCGAGGCGGCGGACGUGAUCCUUGUGCGGUGGGUCCGGGACUGCGGGCUGGACGGCGACCUGAUGCGGGCCGUGGAUCCGAGGCUGGAUGGGUGCUACGACGCCGCGGAGGCGAGGCUGGUGCUGUGGCUGGGCAUGGUGUGCAGCCAGGGCCGGCCUGAGGCGAGGCCAAGCAUGAGGCAGGUCUGCCAGUUCCUCAACGGCGAGGAGGUGCUGCCGGAGGACGCCGUGCUCGUGUUCUCGGAUCCUGACUCGUCCGUGUUCCCUGGGUCCGUGCUCUCCUCCAUGACCUGGUCCUCCUCCUGUGGCACCAUGUCGGUCGGCUCGCUGCAUGGCGGCCGGUGAGCUGUGGGGUACUAGAAGGUUAACUAACUGGUCUAGAUGUAUUGCGCAUGUGCACUUCGCCAUGGAUGCCCACUUGUUCUGUGUGUACGAAUGAGAGGGUGUUUGUUUUCAGGGACUUAUUGGCU